AUGGCCACUCCUAAAGUGCAAACAAGUACACCGGACGCAUUCCAGCAAGCUCUCGUUAGAAACGGCGAAUGGGCUACCAAAACCGUCGAAGAGCAUCCCCUUCUCUUCCCCAAACUCGCUUCCGGCCAACACCCCGAGAUUCUCUGGAUCGGAUGCGCCGACUCCCGCUGCCCCGAAACAACCGUCCUUGGCCUUCAGCCCGGCGAUGUCUUUGUCCACCGUAACAUCGCCAACGUCAUACAAUACAACGACCUCAGCUGCGCCAGCGUCGUCGAAUUCGCUGUCAUGUACCUCAAAGUGAAACACAUCAUCCUGUGCGGCCACACUUCCUGCGGUGGUGUCGCUGCCGCCCUCGCCAACAAGAAGUUGGGCCUAUUGGAUACAUGGCUGAUGCCUCUGCGCCGAUUGCGAGAGCAGAACUUGGAGCUUUUCAAGAACCUGGACGCAAAGGAGGCUGCUGUGAAGCUGGCUGAGAUCAAUGUGCACAAUGGCUUGCGGGUACUGAAAGAGAACAGUGCUGUGCUGGAUGCGAUCCAGGAGCGUGGAUUGAAGCUCCACGGACUUAUAUAUGAUGUUGGCAGUGGAAAGUUGCGAGAAUUGGAUACUGAGGAGCCGCUGGAUGUCAUCAGCAAAAGAUUGACGGCGUUUAGAACUGUUACUGGUUAA
Molecule: messenger RNA, 666 nt
Organism: Uncinocarpus reesii 1704
Lineage: Eukaryota; Fungi; Ascomycota; Eurotiomycetes; Onygenales; Onygenaceae
Exons: 2
Coding region: 1-666 (221 amino acids)
Biological process (GO): carbon utilization; cellular response to carbon dioxide; cellular response to oxidative stress
Cellular component (GO): cytoplasm
Molecular function (GO): zinc ion binding; carbonate dehydratase activity
Source: RefSeq, a predicted model, not a curated record